AUGACGGAGGAGGUAGACGCGAAUGGCCUGAAAGCCGCCGGGGCUGAGCUUUUGACCGACGGACGCCACGGACUCCGUAUUCAUGGCUGGGAGAUCGUUUCCAAGAGAGGCUCUAUUCUCAGCUCUUCCUCUCAUGAACAGUGGGAAGAGAAGCUGCAGACCUCUCACUUACCAGAGAUGGUUUUUGGGGACAGCUGUCUGGUUCUCAAACAUUUGAAGAGUGGCACCAAACUUCAUUUCAAUGCAUUUGAUGCCCUUAUGGGUUGGAAGCAGGAAGCUUUACCCCCAGUUGAAGUUCCUGCUGCUGCACAGUGGAAAUUCAGAAGCAAGCCGUUCCAGCAGGUGAUCCUAGAUUAUGAUUAUACUUUCACGACACCAUAUGUUGGAAGUGAAAUGAUGGAGAAUGAAAAUGGGAAAGUCAUUGAUGUAAGUGACAAGCUUCACUGGGAGGAUUGCAAGGAGCACAUUGAUGUUGGUGCACUAGCUUCUAAAGAGCCUAUUCUUUUCUAUGAUGAGGUUGUUUUGUAUGAAGAUGAACUGGCUGAUAAUGGAGUUUCACUUCUGACAGUAAAAGUGAGGGUGAUGCCAAGUUAUUGGUUUCUUCUUUUGCGAUAUUGGCUGAGAGUUGAUGGAGUCCUGAUGAGAUUACGGGAUACACGCAUCUAUUGUGCUUUCAGUGACAGUGCAAACCCUGUUAUCCUUCGUGAAAGCUGCUGGAGACAAGUGACCUUUCAGGCUCUGUCUGCGAAAGGGUACCCUAUUGAUGAUUCUGCUUAUAGUGAUCCUAACAUCAUCAGCCAGAGGCUUCCUGUCAUCAUGCAUAGGACUCAGAAGCUUAAGGGUCCAUGGUAA
This is a messenger RNA of Linum trigynum, 852 nucleotides long. Lineage: Eukaryota; Viridiplantae; Streptophyta; Magnoliopsida; Malpighiales; Linaceae. The record is from the annotation of a GenBank genome assembly.